AUGCUUUUCGAAUUCCAGGUUAAAGUUAUUUCGGCGGAUCACGGCAAUACCAUUAUCGCCCGUGUGCCGGAAAAGAAAACAAAGGAUAUGAAGGAAAUCUUUGUCUUGUUGGAGAAGAAUCACUUUGACAGCGUGACUACGGCGACCGAUAAACCAGAGCCGCCGAAGCGAUACAUUUUCUUCGAUUAUGAGACGUACAAUGAUCCGGUCAAUGGACAUGCUCCAAGUUGUGUUGUGGCCCAGUACGAAGACGGUACGGAAUUCCGAUUUCCGGCGGAUGGUCAACCAAUGACCAAGGAUGUCAGACAGAAGUUUGGAGAAUGGCUGUUUUCAGAGCAGCACAACCAUCAUACCAUCAUUGCGCAUAACUUCCGGGGAUAUGACGGGCACUUUCUCCUAAAGCACCUUUUGGACAAUAAACUACGCGGUGUGGAAGUCAUCAAGAGGGAAACCCAGCUUCUGGAGCUGCGCUACCGUUCGUUAAAUAUGUGUUCCCGUGACACACUGAAUUUUAUGCCUAUGAAACUCAGCAGUUUGCCCAAAGCAGUUGGUCUGGAGGUGGAAGUAAAGAAGGGUGAUUUUCCGCAUCACUUUAAUCGACCUGAGAACUGGGAUAAAGUGCUGCCGUGGCCUGAACCGGAAAUGUACGUUUUUGACGGUCUAAAGAAGAACGAUAAAGAAGAUUUCCUAAAGUGGCAUGCCGAAACUAAAGCCGCUGCGGGGGGACAGUUCGACUUUCGUGCAGAAAUCAUGUCGUACUGCUCGAAUGACGUCACCGUUCUCCGAUGCUGUGCCCUCAAGUUUGUAGAGGAUUUCAUCGCUCUCACUAAUCUGAACCCGCUGGACAGUAUCACUAUGUCAUCCGCCUGCAAUAAGUAUUACCGCACGUUCCAUCUGGAACCUGAAAAGUUAGCUGUGUUGUCAGAUCAUGGCCCCCACCGCAACCGACGCACCAGCGUUCAAGCCACGCAAUGGAUGGAGUUGCUGAAUCGAGACCUUGGUGGGCGCAUUCAGCACGGACGAAACGGCAAGGAAGUCCACAUCGGACCGUACUUUGUGGAUGGUUUUGAUGCUAGUACUCGUACAGUUUACGAGUACAACGGCUGUGUAUUCCACGGGCACCCCGAAUGCACUGAACAAGAUGAUCGGUCUCCUUUCUCUCGUAAAAAGAUGAGCGAAGUGUACGAGGAAUACCUGGAUCGUGUACGUUACCUAGAGGAUGAGAAGUAUGAAGUAGUUACAAAGUGGGAGUGUGAAUGGAUAAAAGAGCGCCAAGAAACGGAUACCGCUGAUUUUCUCUCUGGACAAAGACUGCGGGAACCACUAAAUCCGCGGGACGCCUCCAAAGGCGGUCGUACCAAUGCCAGUCGCUUGUACUACGCAGUAAGACCAGGAGAAAUGAUUAUGCAUUUCGACGUCGUCAGCCUGUACCCUUUUGUCAACAAGACAAAGACUUAUCCCAUUGGACAGCCAAAAAUCAUCCUGUCGGACUUUGCGGAUGUCAAAGACUAUUACGGACUGAUAUCCUGCAAAGUGUUACCACCAGCACAGUGCUUGUACCCUGUUCUUCCAGCCACGAUAAACAAAAAGUUGGUAUUCACGCUUUGCCGAACGUGUGCGGAUAUUAAGAACAAUGAAUUCUGCAAGCACAGCGAUGCCGACCGCUGCCUCGAGGGGGUGUGGACAACCCCGGAGCUCCACCACGCCAUCACCAGAGGACACACCGUGCAAGAAGUGUAUGAGGUAUGGCACUGGGAAACCGUGGAGGCUGGCGUUUAUGCUGGGUACAUUAACAAGUUCCUGAAAAUAAAGAUGGAGGCUAGCGGAUGGCCAAGCUGGUGUAAGACACAGCUGCAAAAGGAUGAAUACUUUCGUCAGGUCAAGGAACGUGAAGGAAUCGAUCUCGACCCAGCCGCUAUGUUCUACGAUGCCGGCCGACGUAACGUGGCCAAAAACUGUCUUAACUACCUGUGGGGCAAGCAGGGACAGCGAGAUGAUAUGACUAUGACCAAGUUCGUCUACAAAACCAAGGAUUAUUUGGACAUGAUCCGUUCCAAGGCCGUUGAAAUUCAUGAUGUCUUUGCCAUCAACGAGGACUAUCUCAUGGUGACAUAUUCUAAGGGAGAAGACUACAACGAGGGUAGUAACGCUACAAACGUUGCCCUGGCCGCGUUCACCACCGCCAAUGCUCGCCUAAUCCUACUGGAUAUGAUGGAAAAGCUGGGCGAUCGCCUCAUGUACUAUGAUACUGAUUCAGUCGUCUUUCUCACCCGCCCCGGAGACUGGGUGCCGGAGACGGGCAGCAUCCUGGGCGACUGGGACAACCAGUUACAGGCGGGUGAGAGCCACAUUGUGAAGUUUGUGUCGUGCGGCCCAAAGGUUUACAGCUACGAGACUGACACUGGUCGGAUCGAAUUAAAGGCGAAAGGCCUUACACAAAACGGGUACACAGAGGAUAUUUUGGAUUUUAAUGAAGUCACCAAGUCCUUCGACCGUACUGGACAGACCUUGGACUUCGACAAACUGAAGCGUCUGUUGGACGGGACAGAAUCCCAUGUUCAAAUCAUUUAUCCUGAAUUCAUCAAGCGGAACGGCAAAACACAAGAAAUUAAUACUGUAACCGCCGACCAAGUAAUCUUCACGGUGGGCUGCCAUAUCAGCGGUCCUGUCUCGGCCUCAGUCUCGGUUUAA
Messenger RNA from Paramacrobiotus metropolitanus, 2691 nucleotides. RefSeq lists its product as uncharacterized. Gene Ontology annotation, biological process: DNA replication. Lineage: Eukaryota; Metazoa; Tardigrada; Eutardigrada; Parachela; Macrobiotidae. The coding region runs from base 1 to 2691 and encodes 896 amino acids. The transcript is spliced from 4 exons. Gene Ontology annotation, molecular function: DNA-directed DNA polymerase activity; DNA binding; nucleotide binding. The record is from RefSeq and is a predicted model, not a curated record.